GCAUUUCUGCAAAACACUGUGAACCUAGGACCCUGCAUUCACUAUAUCUGGUCUCCCAGGACCCUGCAUUCACUAUAUCCGGUCUCCCAGGACCCUGCAUUCAUUAUAUCUGGUCUCCCUGCACCCUGCAUUCACUGUAUCUGGUCUCCCCGGACCCUUCAUUCACUGUAUCUGGUCUUCCAGGACCCCGGAUUCACUAUAUCUGGUCUCCCCGGACCCCGCAUUCACUAUAUCUGGUCUCCCCGGACCCCGCAUUCACUAUAUCUGAUCUCCCAGGACCCCGCAUUCACUAUAUCUGAUCUCCCAGGACCCUGCAUUCACUAUAUCUGGUCUCCCCGGACCCUG
Molecule: messenger RNA, 345 nt
Organism: Staurois parvus
Lineage: Eukaryota; Metazoa; Chordata; Amphibia; Anura; Ranidae
Source: the annotation of a GenBank genome assembly